CCUCUUAUUCCGUGCCUUGCUCUAUGACACACCGGAGCCCUGGCACUGCUCCUUUUCCAGCUCUUCUAGGGAUCCCAGGGUGGAGAGAAAGGGAGUCAGCAGACACCCAACCUGACAAGGUUGUGUGGAGCUGCUGACCAGGAUGUUGGCAUUCAGGCUGGGUGACCAUGUGUGGCUGGACCCUCCCUCCACCAAUAAGACCAGUGUGGCCAUCGGAGGUAUCAUCAAAGAAACAAAGCCAGGCAAGGUCUUGGUUGAGGAUGACGAGGGCAAGGAGCACUGGAUCCAAGCCGAGGACCUCGGGGCCCUCAGUCCCAUGCAUCCCAACUCAGCUCAGGGUGUAGAUGACAUGAUCCGCUUGGGAGACUUGCACGAGGCGGGUAUUGUGCACAACCUCCUGAUCCGCUACCAGCAGCACAAGAUCUAUACAUACACAGGAUCCAUCCUGGUGGCAGUGAACCCAUUCCAGCUGCUGCCACUGUACACCCUGGAGCAGGUGCAGCUGUAUUACGGCCGCCAUUUUGGGGAGCUGCCCCCGCACGUCUUUGCCACUGCCAACAGCUGCUACUUCAACCUGAGGAAGAACAAGAGGGACCAGUGCUGUGUCAUCAGCGGUGAGUCAGGGGCUGGAAAGACGGAGACCUCCAAGCUCAUCCUGCAGUUCCUGGCCACUGUCAGCGGCCAGCAUUCGUGGAUUGAACAGCAGGUCCUGGAGGCCAACCCCAUCUUGGAAGCCUUUGGAAAUGCCAAGACAAUCCACAAUGACAACUCAAGCCGCUUCGGGAAAUACAUCGAUAUCUACGUCAGCCCCAGCGGGGUGAUCGAGGGCGCACGGAUUGAGCAGUUUCUCCUGGAGAAGUCCCGGGUCUGCCGGCAGGCCCCAGAAGAGCGAAACUACCACAUCUUCUACUGUAUGCUCAUGGGCAUGAGCAAGGAGGAGAAGAAGCUGUUGGACUUGGGGACACCCUCUGAGUACCAUUACCUGACCAUGGGUAACUGCACAUCCUGUGAGGGGCUCAAUGACUCCAAGGACUAUGCUCACAUCCGCUCGGCCAUGAAGAUCCUCCUGUUCUCUGACUCCGAGAACUGGGACAUCAGCAAACUGCUGGCGGCCAUCCUCCACCUGGGGAACAUAGAGUUUAUGGCUUCCAUCUUUGAGAAUCUGGACUCCUCCGAAGUGAUGGAGACGCCCGCCUUUCCCACCGUGAUGAAGUUACUGGAGGUGCAGCACCAGCCCCUCCGGGACUGUCUGACCAAGCACACCAUCCUCAUCCGCGGGGAGCAUGUUACCAGGCCACUGAACAUGGCGCAGGCCGCUGACCGCAGGGACGCCUUUGUCAAGGGCAUCUAUGGGCAUCUCUUCCUGUGGAUUGUCAAGAAGAUCAAUGCUGCGAUCUUCACACCACCGGCCCAGGACCCCAAAAAUGUGCGAAGGGCCAUAGGCCUCCUGGAUAUAUUUGGCUUUGAAAACUUCCAGAACAACAGCUUUGAGCAGCUCUGCAUCAACCUUGCCAACGAGCACCUGCAGCAGUUCUUCGUGCAGCAUGUGUUUGCCAUGGAGCAGGAGGAGUACCGCUCAGAGAACCUUGCCUGGGACUACAUCCACUACACCGACAACCAACCCACCCUGGACCUGCUGGCCCUCAAGCCCAUGAGUGUCAUCUCCCUCCUAGAUGAAGAGAGCCACUUCCCAAAGGGGACAGAUCUCACCAUGCUGCAAAAACUGAAUGGAGUCCAUGCCAACAACAAGGCUUUCCUAAAACCCAAGAACAUCCAUGAUGCCAGGUUUGGCAUUGCCCACUUUGCCGGUGAGGUAUACUACCAAGUGGAAGGCUUCCUGGAGAAGAAUCGAGAUGUGCUAAGCACGGAUAUCCUCACUCUGAUUCACUCCUCCAAAAACAAGUUCCUGAGGCAGAUAUUCAACCUGGAGUCGGCAGAGACCAAGCUGGGCCGUGGUACCAUCCGUCAAGCAAAGACAGGGAGCCAGCUCUUCAAGUCUACAGACUCCGCCAAGCGGCCCUCGACCUUGGCAGGCCAGUUCAAGCAGUCGCUGGAGCAGCUGAUGAAAAUCCUGACCAGAUGCCAGCCCUACUUCGUCCGCUGCAUCAAACCCAAUGAGUAUAAGAAGCCCCUGCUCUUCGACCGGGAGCUGUGCCUCCGGCAGCUGCGCUACUCAGGCAUGAUGGAGACCGUGCGCAUCCGCAAGUCGGGCUUCCCCGUGCGCUACAUGUUUGAGGAGUUUGCGAAGAGGUUUGGGGUGCUGCUGCCCAGCGCCCAGCGUGUUCAGCUUCGAGACAAUUUUCGUCAGAUGACCCUGAGCAUCACUGACCUGUGUCUGGAGACAGACAAGGACUGGAAAGUGGGAAAGACCAAAAUCUUCCUAAAGGACCACCAGGACACUCUGCUGGAGAUACAGAGGAGCCAGGCUCUGGACGGAGCAGCCGUCAGCAUCCAGCGGGUCCUGCGAGGCUACAAAUACAGGAAGGAGUUUCUGAGGCAGAGGCAGGCAGCUGUGACCCUCCAAGCUGGGUGGCGAGGCUACUGCAACAGGAGGAAUUUCAAGCUGAUCCUGCUGGGCUUUGAACGCCUGCAGGCCAUUGCCCGGAGCCACAUACUGGUGAGACAGUUCCAGGCCAUGCGGCAGAGGAUAGUGCAACUGCAGGCCCGCUGCAGGGGCUACAUGGUGCGCCAGCAAGUCCAGGCGAAGAGGAGGGCAGUGGUGGUCAUCCAAGCACAUGCCCGGGGCAUGGCUGCUCGGCGGUGCUUCCAGCAGCAGAAAGCCAGCGUGGGUAGUCAUCCAGCCUCUGGACAGGGACCUGUGAUCAUCCCAGCUGAAGAGCAGAAGGAUCAAAGCGCUCUCCCUACCAAGAAGCGCGAGUCCAUUUACGACACUGUCACUGACACAGAGAUGGUAGAGCAAGUGUUUGGCUUCCUUCCGUCCAUGAUUGGGGGCCAGGAAGGCCAGGCCCCUGCACGCUUUGAGGAUCUGGAAACCAAAAGCCCCAAACUGCCCAAGAUUGACCUGGAAACCAAGACCCCAAAACUGCCUGAGAUUGACUUGGACACAGUCCCCAUGGUGGAGGAGCCAGAGGAGGACACGGAUGGCCUGGCAGAGUACACCUUUCCCAAGUUCGCUGUGACUUACUUCCAGAAAUCAGCCAGCCACACACACAUCCGGCGGCUUCUCCGCUACCCACUGCUUUACCACGACAAUAACACCGACUACUUGGCCGCCCUGGCCGUGUGGACCAUCAUCCUGAGGUUCAUGGGUGACCUGCCGGAGCCGGUGCUGUAUGCCAAGAACAGCCUGCGGAGCAGCCCGGUGAUGCGGCAGAUCCACAGCAGGCUGGGCCAGGAGGGCGCAGCGGAGGGUCCCCAGCACAGUGGGUCUGUGCAGAGACUGAGCCACAAGGAUAGAGGGACCAAAGACAUCUCUUCCAUGAAGCUGAAGCGGUCCUCCCGCAUCACAGGCCAGGUGGCCAGCCAGCUGAGUACAGGAGAGGAGGACUUUGACCCCGAUGGCCCCAUCUCAGACAGACCCAUGUCCAACCUGGAGAAGGUGCACUUCAUCGUGGGCUAUGCCAUCCUUCGGUCCGGCCUCAGGGAUGAGAUUUACUGCCAGAUCUGCAAGCAGCUCUCGGAGAACCCGAAAGCAAGCAGCCGGGCUCGGGGCUGGAUCCUGCUCAGCCUCUGCCUGGGCUGCUUUCCGCCCUCUGAGCGGUUCCUGAAGUACCUGCUGAACUUUAUUGGCCAAGGGCCGGCUGGCUACGGACCAUUCUGUGCAGAGCGCCUGCGGCGCACCUGUGCUAAUGGAGUCCGCACGGAGCCUCCCACCUGGCUGGAGCUGCAGGCCGUCAAGUCCAAGAAGCACAUCCCCAUCCAAGUGAUCCUGGUGACUGGGCAGAACCUGACCAUCACCGUGGACUCGGCCUCCACAUCUCGGGAGGUCUGCCUGCACAUCGCCCAAAAGCAGGAGAUCACCGACCACCUGGGCUUUUCCCUCCAGGUCGCUGUGUAUGACAAGUUCUGGUCCCUGGGCAGCGGGCGAGACCACGUGAUGGAUGCUGUGGCCCAGUGUGAACAGUUGGCCCAGGAGAGGGGCGAGAGCCAGCGCCAGUCGCCCUGGCGCAUCUACUUCCGGAAGGAGUUCUUCACCCCCUGGCAUGACUCCCAGGAGGAUCCUAUCAGCACCAAGCUCAUUUACCGUCAAGUCCUCCAUGGAGUCUGGUCUGGCGAGUACAGCUUUGAGAGGGAAGAAGACCUGGUGGAGCUGCUGGCCCAGCACUGCCACGUGCAGCUUGGCACUUCGUCGGGGAGCGAGGCUGUCCAGGGUCUGCUGCCCAGCUGCAUCCCUCCCAAGCUGUACAAGACCAAGUCCCCAGAGAAGUGGGCUAGCCUCAUCACUGCUGCCCAAGCCAAGGCCCCAUACACCAAGACGAGAGCAACGGCGCUGGCGGUGCGGCAGCAGGUAGUGGAUGCCGCCCGCCUGCAGUGGCCACUGCUCUUCUCUCGGCUCUUUGAAGUCACCACGCUCUCUGGGCCCCGCCUCCCCAAGACACAGCUGGUCUUGGCUGUCAACUGGAAGGGACUACACUUCCUGGACCAGCGGGAGAGGACAAUGCUGGAACUGUCCUUCCCGGAGGUCACAAGUCUGGUCACCAACAGGGGGGCCCAGAGGGGGCAGAGACUGCUGCUGUCCACGCUGCAAGGAGAAGAGUAUGAGUUCACCACCCCCAGCAGUGUGGCCAUCGCCGAGCUGGUGGCGCUGUUUCUGGAGGGCCUGAGGGAGAGGUCCGUGUUCGCCAUGGCCCUGCAGGACCGGAAGGCCACAGAUGACAUCGCUCUCCUGCCCUUCAAGAAGGGGGACUUGCUGGUCCUGACCAAGAAGCAAGGACUGCUGGCCUCUGAGAACUGGACGCUGGGCCAAAAUGACAGGACAGGCAAGACAGGGCUGGUGCCCACAGCCUGCCUCUAUGCCAUCCCCACGGUGGUCAAGCCCUCCCCCCAGCUGCUGAGCUUGCUGGCCAUGUCACCAGAGAAGAGGAAACUGGCGGCACAGGAGGGACCCUCAGAGCCACUGCCUGAGGAGCAGCCCAAAGAGAAGCCACACACCCUGGAGGAGUUCUCCUAUGAGUUCUUCAGGACCCCAGAAAAGGAGACUGUCAGCAGAGCCGUGAUGCCCCUGGGCCGCACCCAGGGCCACCUGUGGUCCUACUCCUUGGAGCCCCUGCGGCAGCCGCUGCUCAAGCACGUUCAUGACAAAGCCGACCUGCGGGAUGUCGCCUGCCAGAUCUUCCUUGCCAUCCUCAAGUACACAGGUGACUACCCCUCUCGGCAGACCUGGCCCACCCUGCAGCUCACGGACCAGAUCUUUUCAUUGGCCCUGCAGGAGCCAGCCCUGCAGGAUGAGGUCUACUGCCAGAUCCUCAAGCAGCUGACUCACAACUCCAACAGGCACAGUGAGGAGCGGGGAUGGCAGCUGCUGUGGCUCUGCACCAGCCUCUUCCCACCUGGCAAGGCACUGCUGCCCCAUGUCCAGAAGUUCAUCGACACUCGGAGGAAGAAGAAGCUGGCUCCCGACUGCAGCCGCCACAUCCAGAGGGUCCUGAGGACAGGGCCCCGGAAGCAGCCUCCACAUCAGGUCGAGGUGGAGGCCGCUGAGAAGAAUGUCUCCCGAAUCUUCCACAAGGUCUACUUCCCCAACGACACCAGUGAGAUGCUGGAGGUGGGCACCAACAACCGAGUGCGAGAAGUAUGCGAGGCCAUCGCCACCAAGCUGCAGCUGGCCUCCUGGGAAGGCUGCAGCCUCUUCAUCAAGAUUGCAGAUAAGGUCAUCAGCCAGAAGGAAGGAGACUUCUUCUUCGACUCCCUGAGGCAGGUGUCCGACUGGGUGAGAAGGAACAAGCCCCAGAAAGAAGGGGCGCCGGCGACACUCCCCUACCAGGUGUACUUCAUGCGGAAACUGUGGCUCAACGUGGUCCCAGGGAAGGAUGUGAACGCAGACACCAUACUGCAUUACCACCAGGAGCUGCCCAAGUACCUGCGUGGGUUCCACAAGUGCUCCCGAGAAGAUGCCGUCCACCUGGCUGGCCUCAUCUACAAGGCUCAGUUUGACAACGACCAGUCCCAGCUGGCGAGUGUCCCCAAGAUCCUGAGGGAUCUGGUGCCUGAGAACCUCAUACGCCUCAUGUCCUCAGAGGAGUGGAGAAAGAGCCUCCUCCCCGAGUGCAGUAAGCACCAGAACAAGACAGUGCCAGAGGCCAAGGUGGCCUUCCUCAAGUACAUCUGCCGCUGGCCCACCUUUGGCUCGGCCUUCUUUGAGGUGAAGCAAGCCUCGGAGCCCUCCUAUCCAGAUAUCGUCCUCAUCGCCAUCAACAGACAUGGGGUGCUGCUCAUCCACCCCAAGACCAAGGAGCUGCUCACCACCUACCCCUUCACCAAGCUCUCCAGCUGGAGCAGUGGCAGCACCUACUUCCACAUGGCACUGGGGAGCCUGGGCCGCAGCAAGCGCCUGCUGUGUGAGACCUCGCUGGGCUACAAGAUGGACGACCUGCUGACCUCCUACGUGGAGCAGCUCCUGAAUGUGAUGAACAAGCAGCGAGGCUCCCGCGCCCCUGCACCAGCUACCCCCUAGGAGGAGUGGGCCCUAGCUGCCCGCUCAGUCACCUUCUGCCUGGGUCUCUCACCAGCUUGGGCCUGGCCUCUGCGUGAGGCCUUUCACACCACCCUCUCCCACACUCCCACUCUGCUCAGCACCCAGACAGCCUCUCCUGAGUGCUGACCCUGGAGGGUCAGGCCUGCAAUGACGAUGGCUGGCUCCUCUGGAUAUUCAAUAAAACCCACACAGCAUGGA
Molecule: messenger RNA, 6853 nt
Organism: Chinchilla lanigera (long-tailed chinchilla)
Lineage: Eukaryota; Metazoa; Chordata; Mammalia; Rodentia; Chinchillidae
Gene: Myo7b
Product: myosin VIIB
Exons: 48
Coding region: 143-6634 (2163 amino acids)
Cellular component (GO): cytoskeleton; myosin complex
Molecular function (GO): protein binding; cytoskeletal motor activity; ATP binding
Source: RefSeq, a predicted model, not a curated record